AUGAUGGAAGGUUUCAGGGGAAUUUUGCAUAGCAAUUCCUUCGACCGCCAGUCCUCGCUGGGCGGUUCGCUGCAACACUCGGGACGUAGUGACUCUCAGGCAGAUUCGAGGAUGUUGCGCAAACAGGGUUCGUCUUCGAACAAUCUAGUGCAGCGAUACGAUCUGAGCUCGCUUACCAAGGAUCAACUGCUAGUGCUCAUGUGCUUCUCCAACGCUAUCAUGUCACAAAACCUCCCGGUCAAGUGUAUACUCAUGACCCUUAAGGCACUGAAGACAAACUUAGGCGCCGAACUCGUGGAAAUGUGCUACCCCGACAAGGACUCGGGCGAAUGGGUGCAUCAUAGCGUCGGCAAGGACGGGGUGCUGCACAAAAAAAACAUACCAACACCAGAUGCCGGGGCGUACCACCACGCCUUCGUUAGCGGGACUCACAUCCGCAUUGACAGCUGCGCUGACAACCCCAUAUACGACAAGCAAUUGGAUCAACACACCGACAUCGAACUGAAGAACUUGCUCGUGUGCCCGCUGGUCGACUCCAGAAAAUUAGUAUGGGGAGUGACGGGAAUCGCAAACUGCCCCAAAAUUGGAUUGGGCGGUAUCAACUAUCACAUGCAAUACAGCGUAUCUACACCCGUUUCCGAGCUCGUUGGCGGUGCGAGACAAGCCUCAGAGUCCAACGCUGCAACCUCAGCAGCGUCCACGAAUUCACUCAGUACCCAGAACUCACUCUCCGCGUCAAAUAGCGCAUCUAACGAUGGUGCGUGCGUUUUUUCCGACGCUUCCGCAAUCUCCAGGGAAGAGCAAGGGGAUCACGUGGGUGUAGACGGCCCACAGAGCAGCAAAACGGUAAAUGGCAUCGAUGAGCUGUGGGAUGACAGCGCGAUCACGUUCGCUCUGCAGGUAUGUGACAUCGGCGGGCAGUGCAUAUCCAACGCCAUCGGGUGGAGGCAGUUGGACGCCACGCGGGAUAAGGCCAACGGGCUUCUGACUCUCAUGCACUCGCUGUUUGCGGACAGGUUGGGCAUACAGUCGUGCGUAGUGGCGCUGACCACGCACGCGAGGAAACUGAUACAAGCGGAGCGCUGCACGGUCUACAUUGUCGACAGGGCGCACGAGCAGCUGUGGUCGAUUUCAUCCGAUGAUGGAUCCCAGGUGAUCAUCCCACUUGGCCGGGGCUGCGCAAGCGACUGUGUGGCAACUGGAGACGUUAUCGUCAUCGAAAACGCGUUUGAGGACGAGCGGUUCGAGCCUCAGUUUGACUCGCGCGACGGAGUGGAGAUCAGGAACGUCGCGUGGGUGCCGAUCAAGAACGGCGACUGCAACCGCGUGCUAGCAGUGAUAGAGGUCAUCAACAAGCAGGCCGAUGAGCUCCUGCAUUUCGGAGAGGACGACCUCCGGCUGCUAGAAAUUUUUUCAGCAAUCGUUGGGCCACAGCUAGAAAAGUCCGACUUCGCCAUAUCGGUUUCGAGACCCGUAGAAACCGAGGCGGGGCUUGCAUUCAAAACGCAUCCGCAGACCAUGAUGUCUGCGUCGCGUCAUCACAUAGCAGAGCCCUGCAUUCCUGAAACCGAGGAAGAGUAA
This is a messenger RNA of Babesia ovata, 1581 nucleotides long. RefSeq lists its product as uncharacterized. Lineage: Eukaryota; Apicomplexa; Aconoidasida; Piroplasmida; Babesiidae. Bases 1 to 1581 code for a protein of 526 amino acids. The transcript has a single exon. The record is from RefSeq and is a predicted model, not a curated record. Gene Ontology annotation, molecular function: protein binding.